Messenger RNA from Letharia lupina, 1410 nucleotides. RefSeq lists its product as uncharacterized. Gene Ontology annotation, biological process: protein import into peroxisome matrix. NCBI's taxonomy places the organism in Eukaryota, Fungi, Ascomycota, Lecanoromycetes, Lecanorales, Parmeliaceae. Gene Ontology annotation, cellular component: peroxisomal membrane; cytosol. Gene Ontology annotation, molecular function: ATP binding; ATP hydrolysis activity. The transcript is spliced from 2 exons. The record is from RefSeq and is a predicted model, not a curated record. The coding region runs from base 1 to 1410 and encodes 469 amino acids.
AUGGAGGAGACCUUCGCUACCGAUAAGGCUGCUGACAACGUCUUUGAAGACUACCAAAAGCACAAUGCUGGCCUCCAAAUAUCUAGCGAGACCGCCAUCGUAUCUUCCCUUCGGGGCCGUUAUCCAGACUGGACCGUGACGGUCACGCCUGGUCACACAGGCCUUCUUGCCUUUGCUCGAGCUGGACAGGCCAAGGCAGAACUAGACACCAAGACCGAGUCAUUGUCAGCAUGGCGUCUGCAUGUUCCACCUAGCCAGCGUAUCUCUCAGGAGGAGGGCAAAAUGACGGACAAGGUCCACUUUGGAAAAUAUGACUAUGAGUGGAAGAGCGAGGUCUUCAUCGUGUAUACGGCUACUUUCCAACAAGGCUUUGGACAAGUCAAGAACAACUACGUCUUACACAAACGUGACCAUGGGCUUGUUGAUGGACGUUGCAAGGCUACCGAUGAGCUUAUUGCUGCAGCUACGAAGUGGAACAACAACGUCCAUGACGAGGUGCUGGUGUUCGAUCAAGAGCGCUGGACCAAGAACAAAGAAUUAUGGGCUUCUGUUCAGAAUGCAAGCUGGGACGAUGUGAUCAUGGACAAGGACAUGAAAGAGACACUGGUCAACGACGUUGAAGGCUUCUUCGACUGCAGAGACGAAUACAGGGAGUUUGCGGUACCAUGGAAGAGGGGCAUCAUAUUCCAUGGCCUACCUGGAAAUGGCAAAACUAUUUCCAUCAAGGCUCUCAUGCAUGCUCUCUACAAGCGUCCAGACCCUGUUCCCACGCUCUACGUCAAAUCUCUUGCCGGAUGUCAUGGCCCUGAGUAUGCUAUCCGAGAAAUCUUCGUCAAAGCUAGACUGUCUAGCCCAUGUCUCUUAAUCUUCGAGGACCUCGACAGCUUGAUCACAGACAAGGUCAAGAGCUUCUUUCUCAAUGAAGUCGAUGGCUUGGAGUCAAAUGAGGGACUCAUGAUGCUUGGAAGCACCAACUAUCUCGAGAGGCUGGAUGCAGGUAUCUCCAAGCGCCCAGGUCGAUUCGACCGCAAGUACCAUUUCGUCCUUCCUGCCUUACCUGAGAGGGUCAAAUACUGCGACUACUGGAGAUUUAAGCUUUCCAACAACACUACUGUCGACUUUCCACCCAAGCUCUCCGAAGCUAUUGCAGCGAUCACCGAAGGCUUCAGCUUCGCUUAUCUUAAGGAAAGUUUCAUUACUUCGCUUCUCAUGAUCGUCGGGUCUCACAAAGGGACGAGCAAAGCAAUCGAUGACCUACCGGAGGCUGGUGCAGAGAGUCACGAGCUUGAUCACCUCUUGUUCUGGCGAGUCAUGAGCCAGCAGGUCAAGAAUCUUCGCGCUGAGAUGGAAGAUGCGCGUAAGAGCGCCGAGGAUGCUUCUCAGAACAAUACUGCCACCAUUGGUACGUGA